UACGUCUGCAUAACCCCGCACGAGAAUGUAAAAUUUCAGAAAUAUGACGGGGCCAACACCAAAAUUAUACGCAGGGGAGACUCUUGACACUGUGUCGGGGUUUCCAACGCUGUACAACUUCUUCCCUGCAGACGCGAGUAAGCCGAUAGUGGUUUUCAUUCCCGGUGCAGGACACAAUGCUCGCAUCGCUUACGGGGGUCAUGAAGGGUCCAGCCAAAAGGAUUUCCUGGCAUAUUGGAUCAAUGGUCAUGGCUAUGGGUUUUUAGCCGUCUCAUACCCACUCGAGAACACGCCUGCCAUCAUGCCAGCUAUUGCACCUCAAUUCCGUAUUCGCGAUUGGGGCAAGCAGGCGGCCGAGGUAACCCAUCACAUAAUCAAGCAGCAUAAUCUCUCGAGCAGAGUUGUGCUAUUAUGCUGGAGUAUGGCUGGAAGGAUAGUCGUACCUUAUAGUAUUGCUGCAAAAUCCGUAGGCCUUCAUGUGGACUUAUUUGUGUCUCUCGCAGCCUCCCCGGGAAUGCAUGGAACGCGACCACCACCGCCAGGAAUAACGUGUUCAGCAUCGGGAUACGCUGUAUAUGCUAGAAUGAUCGAAUUAUUUCUUAUACAGAUUCACGAACAGGAAAACAACCUAAAUCACGGACGUACGAUUAUACCUGAUGAGGUCUUCAAGCGAGAGUAUUUUGGAUUUACCCCAGUCUCUCUUUUAGGAUGGAAUCUUGGUUAUGACCGGGCCACUCAUGGUCAAAAGUUUUCCGAAGAUCUGUUUACAUCGACCAAAGAUGCAGCAGUUGAUCAGGCAGAGAAUCUACCCGUGAUUGCAGCUUUGACAGGCCAUAGCGUGUUGGAUGCUAGACAUUUGAUAAUGGACCAGGCAACAUGGACUUUUAUGCUCAUGCAGAAGUUUAUGCGUACCAUUGAGAUCUCAAAGGGAGUUCACGGCUUAACCCAGGCUCAAGGGACUAGGCUAGCUAAGAUGGCACAUUCUAUACCCGGGAGGAUUUCCAUGACAAUCCCAGGGAAUCAUUAUUUCUUCAUUGGAGAGUGUGGAGCACGCGAAACAGCACAGGCUAUAAUUGAUAGCUUAGAAAUGGCGGCUACAUUGGAGCACGAGUUUGAUACUCUGUUGAAUAGUUAGAGACCAUUUGAAAGACUGAUGAACAGACAGCUACACGUAUCUUUGUAAUGCUUUCUUUUAUUCCACAUGUUAAAAUAAAAUUUGUAUCCAAUUUUUUGAUAAUAUAGG
Talaromyces proteolyticus is the source of this 1243-nucleotide messenger RNA. Its product is annotated as thioesterase domain protein. The record is from RefSeq and is a predicted model, not a curated record. Bases 44 to 1135 code for a protein of 363 amino acids. The transcript has a single exon. NCBI's taxonomy places the organism in Eukaryota, Fungi, Ascomycota, Eurotiomycetes, Eurotiales, Trichocomaceae.